AUGUCGUUGUCCACGAGCAUCCAGAGCCCUACUGUCACAUUCGAGCAACCAUUGGGCUUGUUCAUCAACAAUCGGUUCAUCAAAGGCGUCAAAGGUAAGACCUUCGAGAGUGUGAACCCCACCACCGAAAAGCCAAUCGUCGCCGUCCACGAGGGUACAGCAGAGGAUGUUGAUAUCGCCGUCAAAGUCGCCCGUGAGGCUUUCGAGGUCUGGAGUGAGGUAACCCCCUCGGAUCGUGGCCGUAUGCUCACUAAGCUGGCCGACCUUUUCGAGCGCGACAUUGAGACCCUAGCCGCUAUUGAAGCCCUUGAUAAUGGCAAAGCUCUCACUAUGGCUAAGACCGACAUCAAAAAUGCUGCCGGCUGCCUGCGCUAUUAUGGUGGCUGGGCAGAUAAGCUUACUGGUCAGACCAUUGAUACCGGUCCUGAGACUCUGACCUAUACCCGUCACGAGCCUAUUGGUGUUUGUGGUCAGAUAAUCCCCUGGAACUUUCCAAUCCUUAUAUGGGCCUGGAAGGUGGGCCCUGCUAUCGCUGCCGGUAACACGGUUAUUGUUAAAACCGCUGAGCAGACUCCUCUCUCAGGACUAUAUGCUUCCAAGCUAGUUAUUGAGGCUGGAUUCCCCCCUGGUGUCAUUAAUGUUAUAUCCGGCUUUGGUCGUACUGCUGGUGCUGCUAUAUCUACCCAUAUGGAUAUUGAUAAAGUAGCCUUUACUGGUUCUACUCUAGUUGGCCGCACUAUCCUACAGGCUGCUGCCAAGAGUAACCUGAAGAAAGUUUCUCUUGAGCUAGGUGGCAAGUCACCUAAUAUCGUGUUUGAUGACGCUGAUAUUGAUAACGCAAUCUCCUGGUCUAACUUCGGCAUUUUCUAUAAUCAUGGCCAGUGUUGCUGUGCUGGUUCGCGCCUACUAGUCCAAGAGGGUAUCUACGACAAGUUUAUUACCCGUUUUAAAGAGCGUGCUGUUGAGAACCGGCUCGGUGACCCUUUUGCUCCUGAUACAUUCCAGGGUCCCCAGAUUUCCCAGGUCCAGUUCGACCGUAUAAUGGAGUAUAUCAACCAAGGCAAGAAGGAGGGUGCUACUCUUGUUUUAGGUGGUGAGCGUCACGGUACCAAGGGCUACUUUAUCCAACCUACCGUGUUUACUGAUGUCACUCCGAACAUGAAGAUCGCCCAAGAGGAAAUAUUUGGGCCUGUUAUUGCUGUCCAAAAAUUCAAGGAUGAGGCAGAGGCCAUCAAGAUUGGUAACAGCACCAGUUAUGGUCUGGCUGCUGGUGUGCACACGACGAACCUCAACCGGGCCAUUCGCAUGUCCAAUGCCCUCAAAGCUGGUACCGUGUGGGUUAAUAACUAUAAUAUGAUCUCUUACCAAGCCCCCUUUGGUGGCUUCAAGGAGUCUGGGUUUGGGCGCGAACUCGGCUCCUACGCCCUGGAAAACUACACCCAGAUUAAGUCAGUGAUCUGCCGUCUGACGGAUGCACCGUUCCCGUAG
Messenger RNA from Talaromyces proteolyticus, 1488 nucleotides. RefSeq names its product aldehyde dehydrogenase domain-containing protein. The record is from RefSeq and is a predicted model, not a curated record. Gene Ontology annotation, molecular function: aldehyde dehydrogenase (NAD+) activity. Lineage: Eukaryota; Fungi; Ascomycota; Eurotiomycetes; Eurotiales; Trichocomaceae. The transcript is spliced from 4 exons. Bases 1 to 1488 code for a protein of 495 amino acids.